GAGAUCCAGGGAGGAGCGGUGACCCUGGGGGCCGCCGGGGGAGGCUGGCAAUGCUUUGUUUUCUAACCUCCAGGUGGUGGUUACAGGCGAGCCUUCCCUUUGACAUACUUCAUUAAGUCUGUACACUGGAGUUUGUCCACUUGUAGGUGUGCAUACUUCCACUACGGAUUUAAAUUUUAAAAGGGGGCUGGGGUGUUAGGUCUGGAGGUUUCCCGAGGUUUUCUGCAGAGGAGCCAAUGGGCUGAAAGGCGGACGAAGGACCCAGGCCGUGAGCGAAGGCUGGGAAAGCCCCGACCGUAGCGACGCCGCGAAAGUACAGCGACCCCACCCUCACCAGGGGCGGCGCCAUCUCCGCUCCGAGUCCUGCGUUGCCUGGCAACCGGUCUCCCCGGAGACGCGAGACGCUGAGCCCAGGGCCUUUUUCGGGGCGCUCCGAGCCCCCAGGCCCCAUGGCGCAGAAACCGCUCAGCACCGCGGCGGCUGAACGCAUGAACCUUGUGGCUCAGGAUGAGAUCUGGAGAUACCGUCUGAAGGCUGAAUCAGAAGCACGGCAGAACUGGCCCCAGAACUGGGGUUUUUUAACAACCCCUUUUGAAGAGUUGAUCAAGGGUGACGAAGAACUCCCCAGCCCAAAGCCCAAAAUCGAGCUUCCUGAGCAUUUCCACAUCCGGCCGGUGACCCCAGUGGAGAAGUACAUCAAGAUCCUUCCAUCUCCACCAGUCCCACAGACCACCCAGGGCUUCAUCGGCUGGAGAUCCGCAGUGCCAGGCCUGAACAAGUGCCUGGAGCUGGACGAUGAGAUCAGAAGCUGCAAAGGGGCAUUUGCACGAGAGCUGUGCUGGCCUAAGCAGGGCGUGCACUGAGUCCAGACGGAGCUUCCAACCCGGGGUGCUGCAUGUCGGUCGCCAGGCACCCGGGGCCAUGCCAAGGAAAGGAAGAUCUCUCCUGAAUCCCCGAGGACACAGUCCUCUACAGACUUGCUCAUGGGAUGUUGCAAAGAACACAAAGUGUGCCUUAGACAUUCUCAACCCAUCAGUCUCGCCCUUCCAGAAUGUUCACGUCCACUCCCAUUCUUGGCUAAUGUAAUAAAUAAGUCUUCUCUCAUUUGUUUUUAAUACCUUGGGAAUUUCUAUGCAGGGCUUUAAAAAAAAAGUGAUUCCAUUUUAAAAAUAUUUGUCUAGGUC
Messenger RNA from Sapajus apella (tufted capuchin), 1184 nucleotides. RefSeq names its product chromosome unknown C20orf85 homolog (gene CIMIP1). Lineage: Eukaryota; Metazoa; Chordata; Mammalia; Primates; Cebidae. The transcript has 4 exons. The record is from RefSeq and is a predicted model, not a curated record. Bases 450 to 863 code for a protein of 137 amino acids.